Sporothrix brasiliensis 5110 is the source of this 465-nucleotide messenger RNA. RefSeq lists its product as uncharacterized. Lineage: Eukaryota; Fungi; Ascomycota; Sordariomycetes; Ophiostomatales; Ophiostomataceae. The coding region runs from base 1 to 465 and encodes 154 amino acids. The record is from RefSeq and is a predicted model, not a curated record. The transcript has 2 exons.
AUGGACCAAGAAGUCAUUCGCCGCGUCCAGGAGGCGAUCGCCGCUAAGCCGUCGCAGCCUCCAAGAGCCAUUCUCACUCCCGAACAGCUACGACAGCAAUGGGCCCGCGGCAACGAGGCAGGAGACCAAAGAAAAAGAUACUCCACCGCCUACCAGCUGGCCAUUGUCAAAAGCCAACGACGAUGGGAGCGCUUUUGUUCUUUUAUGGACAUCCAGGACUGGAGAGCGCACAUUGGAACAUCUUUAGGAAAUACAGCGGCCGAAAAGAUCGACGACCGUUUUUUCGCCUACACCAAUGCGGCUAUUGACAAGUACGACCACCUCAGAAAGCACCCGGCCGACAAGAAGCUCCUCGGCCCAGAUGGCUUUCUCUACCUUUCUCACUACCGAUGGGUGCGCGACGACAAGACCACUUUCAAGAUUGGCCUUGACCGACUCGACGACGUUACAAUCCGGCAGCUUUAG